Plasmodium reichenowi is the source of this 4995-nucleotide messenger RNA. RefSeq lists its product as hypothetical. Gene Ontology annotation, molecular function: nucleic acid binding. The record is from RefSeq and is a predicted model, not a curated record. Lineage: Eukaryota; Apicomplexa; Aconoidasida; Haemosporida; Plasmodiidae. The coding region runs from base 1 to 4995 and encodes 1664 amino acids. The transcript is spliced from 2 exons.
AUGAUAUUUAUGAUUUUAUCCAUUAUCCUAUUUUUGUUAACAUAUGAAUGUAAAACAAUAAAGAAAUAUUUUUAUGUUAACAAUAAUAUUAAUUUAUUAAAAGAUAAGAAAAAAAACAUAACAUAUCGUUUAAGAAGAAAUAAAAGAAUAUAUGAAAAUGGAAAUGAUUUGUUUGAAUAUUUUAUUACAUUAAAAAAUGAAGAACUAGAAAUGCAUAAAGAAGAAAAAAAAAAAAAAAAUCCUCAUGCAGUUAGUUAUAUUCAAAAGUUACCAAAAAAAAAACAUUUAUUAAGAAGAUGGAAAUAUGAUUUAUUUGAAAAAAUAAAAGAAAAAAUGAAAUAUGAAGACGAAACCAAGAGAACAACUAAAUUAUGUAGACAUAAAUUCAAACUUCCCAUUGAUUUCUUCAAAUUAGGAGAUCAAGUUAGAGCAAAAGUUGUACAUGUACAAAACCAUUUAAUAAAAGUAGAUAUUAAUUUCAUACAAUUAGCUCAUUUAUAUAUUAAAAGAUAUUUUAAUGAAAAAGCAGAACUCAAAAAAAAAUAUGAAAUAGGAAAAUACAUAGAUGUUGUCAUUUGCUAUAUUCAUAAAAAAAAUAAUAUUAUACAAGUCACGGAUAAUGAAGAAGAAAUCAAAAUGUUGAAAUUCAACCUGAACAAGCUCAGGGACGUUGGAUAUUUGAAAACAAAUUAUCAACAUCAGAAAGGUGAGCAAAAAUAUGAUGAUAAAACAUAUGAUGAUAAAACAUAUGAUGAUAAAACAUAUGAUGAUAAAACAUAUGAUGAUAAAACAUAUGAUGAUAAAACAUAUGAUGAUAAAACAUAUGAUGAUAAAACAUAUGAUGAUAAAACAUAUGAUGAUGAUAAAACAUAUGAUGAUGAUAAUGAAUGUGAUGAUGAUAAUGAAUUUGAUGAUUAUUAUGAACAUGAUGAUUAUAAGGAUGAUGAAGAUAUUUCCAACAAUCUGACAAACACAUACCAACAACAACCUCAUGUUCCCAAUAUGACUUAUCAACAAAAUAUUUAUAAGCACAACAGAAAUGAAGAAAAUAUUGAUGAAAUUAAAGAAAAAUUAGGGCUACAAUUUCAACUUAAUAAAGAUUCUCAAGAUUUAAUGUAUAUCAAAGAAGAAAAUAAAAAGAAAAAAUUAAAAAAAAUUACAGACUUCAAAAUAGAAGAUGAAGUAAAUGGUACAGUAAAAUUUAUUAACGAAGAAGGUGCAUAUAUAGAUAUAGGAUGUAAAACACUAGCUUUUUUAAAUUUAGGUCAUUAUAAUAAAGACCCUAACAAUUUCUUAAACAAUCGAAAAAAGAAAAAAAUCGAAAUUAAUGAUUAUAUAAAAAAUUUGAAAAUAAGAAAAAUAGAUAUAUUAAACAACAGAAUUGAGGUAAGUGUAUAUGAUAUGCAAGGGGAAGCUUGUCUACGUAUUUUAAAUCAACAAGAGACAUUAAGAGAACAAAAUAAAUAUAUCCCAUGUUCUUCAUUUAUAACACAUAAUUAUCAUAUGAUCAAUUAUAUUAAAAAAUACAAUGAAUUAAAAAAAAAAAAAAAAAAUGUAUACAACUUAUUUGAAAAAAAUAAACAGCUAGAUGAAUUAAGAAAUGUAAAGGAUUUAAAAAAAGAAGAUUUUAAAUCAUUUAUAUUAAAAUAUAAUGAACUUAGUUCUCCCAACAGUAAUUAUCAAGAAAUGUUGGAGCACAAUGCUAACAAUGAACAGUUUUUAAAAGAGAUAGGAAAUGAUGUAACAAAUAAUGAGAAUAACCCAUUAAAUGUAGACUUUUUAAGAAAAAAAAAUAAAGAAUUAAAAAAUGAAAUACAAACAUUUAGAGAUAAUUUAUAUACGCACAUGAAUAAAAAUAAUAAUAAUAAUAAAAAUAAUAAUAAUAAUAAUAAUAAUAAGGAGAAGAACAAACAAUGUACACAUGAAACAUUUGAUAAUCAAUAUAUGAAUAAUGACAAAUGUUAUUAUGAUCAAGAUCAAAACGAAUACUCAAUUUCAGAAAGGUACACAUAUGAUCAACAAGACAAAUAUAAUACUGAUGAAGAAUCAAUAAACAAAAUGAAGGAAAAAUUAAAGUAUUAUGAUUCUCUUAAUAUAGAUAAUGAUAUGCAUAACAUAGAAGCAAAUGAACAAAACCAAUCAUCACUUUUAUAUCUUAAAAAGAAUAUACACAAAAUAAGACGUGAUGUCCUAGAGGAAUGUAAUCAAAACUCUGACUCGGAUUAUCGAAAAAAGAAAAAUUUUCAAAGGCAAAUUGAGAAGGAUCUACUCACUUUGAAGAAGUAUCAAAUGGAAGAUCAAAAUGGGGCGACUAAGUCGAGUGGACAUGAACAAAAUGAUAGACGGAAUUAUGAUGAUGAAAAAUGUGAUGAUGAAAAAUGUGAUGAUGAUGAUGAUAAAAGUUAUGAUGAUGAUGAUAAAAGUUAUGAUGAUGAUGAUAAAAGUUUUGAUGAUGAUGAUAAAAGUUAUGAUGAUGAUGAUGAUAAAAGUUAUGAUGAUGAUUAUGAUAAAAGUUAUGAUGAUGAUGAUGAUAAAAGUUAUGAUGAUGAUUAUGAUGAUGAAAAUUAUGACAAGAAAAAAAACCGUUCUCGUGAAAACAUGAAUGACUUUUUAAAUAGAAAUUCAGAAAAGGGUAAUUUGUUUAAUAAAAAUGAACAACUUGAAGAAGAAGAUAAACUUUAUGAUGAAGAACUUAAAAACAAAAUUUUUGAAAAUGAUCCCCUAGAUGAUGAUAAGAACGAUGAAGAUGAAAAAUCCUUUUUUAAUAUAAAAAAGGAUCUUAAUUAUAUAUUAAGUAAAAAUUUAAAUAUGAAUAUAUUGAAUGAUGAACAAAAAUGUAUUGAAGAGGCUUCGAAAUUAUUUGGUGAAGAUAUAAGUAAGUGGGAUGAAAAAAUGUAUUAUUAUUUUGGAAGUAAGGAUAACUUAUCCUUAGAUAAUGUAGAAAUAUAUGAUGACUAUGAAUUUAGAAAUAAAUUAUUAAAUAGAAAUGUAGAAAAUCAUUUUAGUGAAUUUGAUAAAAUAUUGAAUAUACAAAAUGACAAAAUGAUACAAGAUGAUCAGCAAUUUUUAAGUGCAAAAUAUGGGGAUAACACACAUAAAAAUGAUGACGAAGUAAUGCAUAAGAAGAAGAUAAGUAAUUAUAAUGAAGAAAUAAAUAAUAACCAUAUAAAUCAUCAUACAAACAAAUAUGAUAUCAUUGGUGAACAUAUAAAUGAUGAUUCAAACCAAUAUGAUAUCAAUGAUGAUGAUAUAAUAUACCACCAAGGAAACAAUAAGAAAAAUGUAAAAAAUAAAAAUAAUCAUAAUGAUAUUUUUGAGCAUGUUAAUUCUCCUGAAGAUAAUAAACUUAAGGAUACUUCCCUUAUUCAUCAACAAACAAAUAAUGCAACAAAAAUAAAUAUACACAUAAAUAAUGAAAAUAAUGAUAAUAAUGAUAAUAAUGAUAAUAAUUAUAAUUAUGAUGAUGAUGAUGAUAUCGAAAAUUAUUUAAAUACAUUUAUUAAUGAAGAAAAUGUUCAGGAACAUUCUGUAAAAUCACCUGAACAAGUCAGGCAAAAAACAAAUACACCAGAUAAAAAAGUGGGAAAUUUAAAAAGAGCAGAAUUAAAUGAAAAUAAUGAUAUGCAAAAUUAUGACAUGUUUGAGAAUAAUGUGAAAGAGUUAUUAUAUGAAGAUAAAAAAAAGAAAAAUGAAUUCGUUAAAGACAUAUAUACAAUUCUGAAUGAUAAAAUGCAUUCCAGUGAAAAUAUGAAUGUAGAUCAAAAUAAUAAUCAGCAACAUAUCGAUAAUAAUAAUUUAUUAUCUAAGGAAGACCAAAGCAAAUUAGAAGAAACAACCGAAAUUAAUAUUCAAAAUAUUAUAAAUAAGGCUAUAAAUAUUGGAAAUUUAUUUAAAAAAAAUGAAAUCGACAAAUUAUUAAAAAUGAAAAAAAAAUCGAACAGUGAUCGAAUGACUCCUCUAAAAGAUCCAACGAAUGGAAAUGUUUUGAAAAUAAAUAAAAUGAUAAAAGAAGAGGAACAAAAAAAACAAGAAGCAGUGGUAGAACAUAAUCAAAAUUAUCAAGAUAAUAAUCAUAUUGAUUCUUUUGAAAAAAGUUAUGUCAAGAAUGAAGAUGAUGAAAUGAAAGCGUAUAGGAAUGCCUCAUAUGAAAUACAAGGCUAUUAUAAAAGGAAAAGGAAAAUGAAAAACAUGGAUGAACUAAAAGACGUACAACCAGAAAAGGAGGAAGGGCUUGUUUUAAGUAACGACGAUAUAAUAAAUAAUAAACAUAAUAAUGACAAGAAUACCAAUUCAUAUGAAAAAGAAAUGGAUAAUAACAGUAAAUCAAAUAACGUAAAUAACUUUUUAAAUGUAGAUAUGAACAAAGAUAUGCUAUUUCUAUAUGGACAAAAGGAAAAAAUAGCAGAAGACAAAUUUCUAGAAAAGUUAUUAGAAAAAGAAAAACAUACGAAUAAAGCAGUCAGUAAAGAUAUUGACGUAUUAAUUCAAAGUUAUAAAUAUAUGAAUGAACAUCCUGAUAAUUUCAUAGAAUAUUUUUAUAAAAAAAAUGAACAAAAAACAUCCUCAUCUAAUAAUAAGAAAGAAAAAGAAUUUAUAGAUACAAAUGGAAAUAAUAAUGUGAAUGAUAUAAUUAAUGAUAACAAUUCUAUGAAUGAAUUUAACUAUAAUACUAAUAAUAAAGAACAUUAUUAUGAUAAUAUACCAACAUAUCAAGAAAGUAUACCUAAAGAUUUUAAUGAUUUCUCUAAUACAACCAUCGCAUUAAAAACGUGGUCCUUAAAAUUAGGACUAAUAAAAGAAAAACAUAUGCAUUUAAAUGAUCAAGAAUUAAUUAAUCAUUUUCUUAAAAGUGAAAAGUUUAAAAGAGCUUUAAAAUUUUAUAAUGUAAAUACAAAAUAUGUAACUAUACCUCUUAUUUAUAAAAUAACAAAAUUGUUAUAUUUUGAAAGGCCAUUUCCAAGUAAAGAAAAGUAUUAUAAGUUGAACAUGAAUUAA